CGAGUUCGUCCUCUACUACACUCACCUCUAAGUGUUCAAUAUGGCCCAACCAUGGAAAGCAUACGGAAGCUACUCCGCGUACAACGAAUGGUUCCUGAGGGAGGAGAAGAAGCGUCUGGAUAUGCCCGACGAAAGAGACGAAGACUUCCUAGCUCGUGUGUAUGGCAGGAAUCGAAUAAGGAAUGAUGCAAGCCACAACAACGAUGCAGGGACUUCGACAGCGCGCCGCGUGAGCAUUGAGAGACCAGAGGCUGUGAACACCGAUGUGGCGCAUAAUGAAGAACAGAACACGCCCAUUCCGCUGGAUGCUGCAUCGCCGCAGCAGAGUGGGCAGAAGCGUAAAGCACCCGCAGAGAGAACCGCAGAGCACUCUCAGGGCGUCUCGAAGAAGCGGAGAUUGAGCCCAGAACACGCCGAGGGAUCUGCCUCGGAGUGUUUGAAACGUGUUGAGGGCUCUACUUCCAGUGCUCCAGAAGUCCUGACACCACAACGAGCCGCCGACAUCCCAGCCAGUGGCGCCACUGCCCAUCAAAGGGGCCCAGCGUUGGAUACACCUAUUGUGCCUUCACAUAACAGAAUAAUGAAUGCCUCUCCAGUUCCAGAUGUGAGACAGCAACCGAAGCCUGCGAACACAUUGCAGCGACCUCUCAGUCCAGUCGUCGAUGUUGGAGCACGCAACAUCGAGCAACCGGUGCCCUCUUCGUCGCGAAUCAUUCCGACAGAAGCGCAGGCCACAUCUAACGAUGUAGUGAAGCCUCCCAAGACCCGUUCGUCCAAUCAUGCGGUGCGCAAGAAUGCUGCUCUCAUCAGCAAAGUCAUCAAAGUCUUCGGUGGCGGGUCUGGACCAGAUGCAGCUCACAGUAGCAGUUCCGUAACAACUCCCGCGGCUUCGGGGCCAUCCUCGUCGAAAGCGAACCUCGCGCGUGGGAAGGCAGCAGCAGAGCCGAAGACGAAGACGGGUCCUCUCAAGAACCAGAAGUCGGGCAAGAAGAAAAGAGAGCUGGUCACUCCGUUAGAAUAUGCCCAGCGCCUCCAGGACCAAUUGUCCGAAAUGGCUGCGACGCGGAAGAGCCGCGUCUCGCCCUACUUGCGGGGAAAGAGGAUCUACUAUUAUGGUGGAGACAUGAAGUAUGCGAGCGAAGAGACGAGGGGACGCAUGGAUCAUAUUGUCAAGCAUGGUGGCACCAUCGUACCAAUCUACGACCCAUCCAUCAUCACGCACAUCGUCACUACCGACCAUCCGCCCAAGUCAGCAUUCCUGCAGGCGACCGGACUACGCUCGCUCAGUGAGAUCCCGGACCACAUUCCGACGGUGAAGUGGAGCUGGGUUGCCUCCAGAAGAGGGAACCCGGGCGUACCUGCCAGGAAGGGAGCAGAGAAGACAGAGCCGGGCGCCGACGACCCCGAUGGCGACAAGACCGAGCAGAUUGAAGAAGACAGCUCUGAGCCGCCAGCGAACUUCAACCUCAUGUUCCACGCGGUCUUCAAGGAACGAUUAGACGCCGGUAUACCUUCCUGCAUGAGUAAGGGCGGCUCGAAGGCACAGAAAGUCACGACCUUCACGGAGCAUGGUAUCUCUCGUCCUACCCUUCACAAACCGAGCGGACGAGAUACGAGCGGCAUCAGUACCAUAUCGGAAUUCACUGUCGAUCGGAUUGAGCCUAAAGACUCUACCAUUAUAUGCGGCUUCGACGAGUCAUCUUACCUGGGUAAACAACCUUCGGGAUCUAGCUCAAGGCUAUCUGAAGGCGCACCGGUCGCCGGGAGCUCCAGAGAUGCACUGAGAAGCAAGGACCGCGCAACUCCUGAAGCGGAUCCGUUGGCUCCGUUCUACGAACAGGCACGUGAGGAACGAGAAGCAGAAGAUGCGCGGCCUGGACUGAGCAGCGACGACGAACAGGACGAGGAGAUUGACAGCGGUGGGAAGCGUGGUACGACCCAUGCGGCGUCGAAGAAGAGGGGCUUCUUGUGCGACUCAAAGCCAGAAGAGGAUCCGGAAUGUGCAAAUCAGGACGUGAUCGAUAAGCUUCAAGAGCUGAAAGAACUACACAAGGCCAAACUAUCUGUAGAGGAUAACUGGAGAGUUUACACUUACGACAAAGCCAUAAGGGCACUCCGGUCUUACCCCAAGAGGAUACGGUCCUACGACGAGGCGCACGCCAUCCGAGGUAUUGGGGAUAAGACGGCACAGAAGAUCAUUGAAAUUCUGCAAACGGGGGAGUUGCGGAGAAUAGGAUACGAGAGGACGGAGGAUGUCGAAGCCAUCAACAUGUUCCAGGGCAUCUAUGGAGUCGGCCGUCAGACUGCUUUCAAGUGGUACGCUAGUGGUUGUCGAAAUCUGGACGACAUUCGCACGCGGAAGGGCGGUAUCAAGCUCAGUACAUGCCAAGAAAUCGGGCUCAGACAUUAUGCAGAUAUCAACUCUAGGAUGCCUCGAACUGAGGCCGCCGAUAUAUUCAAUAUGAUCAAGCCCAUAGCAUUGCAGAUCGACCCCAAGCUCUUCGUUGAGAUCAUGGGAAGCUACCGACGGGGGAAAGCAGAUUGUGGCGACAUCGAUAUCCUGAUUACUCGUCCAACAGACGAUGGAAAGACCCACCAAUGGGUGCUCCGCAAGCUCUUAGGUGAAUUGCACCACAGGGGAAUCAUCACAGAAGAUCUGUCAUUACCGGACUCAUUCGAUGACUUGGAACUAGUAUAUCGAGGGCUAUGUCGUCGAGAUUCGUCAAGCCAGAGGCGUAGAAUAGAUUUUUUGACCGUACCAUACAAAUCUAGGGGUGCAGCUCUUCUUUACUACACUGGCGAUGACAUCUUCAACCGUUCUCUACGACUGAAGGCGAACAAGAUGGGCUAUUCUUUGAACCAAAAGGGUCUGUUCCAAGGCGUUGUGCGCAACCCAAGCAAUAAGUUGGAAAAACUGAACGAAGGUACCAUCGUAGCGUCUGAGACUGAGGAGGAGAUUUUGCAAAUUUUAGGUGUACCAUGGCAGGAGCCCCAUGAGCGCAUACGGGGCUGAGCGCUGAGGCCUGAGGCCUGAGGAGGAGUAUUUGAUCGUAGACAGACCUCUCCAGAGUUUGAUCUCGCAGCCAUCAUGUGACAUUCUUCCUUGAGGGUGCGUUACCCGUUCCGAAGACCCGACGAGUCGAGGGGACAUUCCCAACCUCAACCGCCCAGAGAUUCAAUCUUCCUACUGAAGUUAUUCACCGAGCCGCAGGAGUACCGAAUGAGCGUCAGCAGCAGAAC
This is a messenger RNA of Fomitopsis serialis, 3240 nucleotides long. RefSeq lists its product as uncharacterized. Gene Ontology annotation, biological process: double-strand break repair via nonhomologous end joining. Bases 41 to 3013 code for a protein of 990 amino acids. Gene Ontology annotation, cellular component: nucleus. The record is from RefSeq and is a predicted model, not a curated record. Gene Ontology annotation, molecular function: DNA binding; DNA-directed DNA polymerase activity. The transcript is spliced from 20 exons. NCBI's taxonomy places the organism in Eukaryota, Fungi, Basidiomycota, Agaricomycetes, Polyporales, Fomitopsidaceae.